AUGUUCCUGUAGCUGCAUAACAGGUCUUCAGUAGAUUGGUGAGAGUUGGUCGCUUGUAAAAGUUCAGCUCUAGGAUAAAUUCCUUUUUAUUUGCUCUGUGACGUGGUGCAGCUGUUGCCAUGGAGACCAAGGUAGAGCUCUAAAGCACUCCAGCAUGAAGCGGCCACUGUUGUCACCAGGAGAGGAACAAUAGUCACAGGCUGAAUGCUAGGAUAGAGCCCGGCUCUCCGUCAGUCCAACCCCUGGAAAGAAACCAGAAAUUCUCAUGCACUGCACCAAACUCAUCGUCCAAAUGUCUGCAUACAGUGAAAUGCUGGCCCGCUGUCAGAACGCCAACUAAUAACCCUCAUUCUAAGCAAAGCCAUCGGAAUAACCUAUCACAUAUAGCUACCAAGGUGCUGGGAGGAAAAAAUGCUGGAAUCUAUCUGUGUUACUGGUACUGUAUUGUGGCCACUCAGGGGUUUAGUAUGCAGAGACCAAAGGCCCAGUGCGUAUAACAGAGUUGGCUGGAGAGAAACACUCCAUUGGCCUAAAAAAGAAUUGUCACGAAAAUCUAUUCUAAAUGUGGAAAAAAUUAGCAAUUCGGAGAUUGCAAAAAUAACCCAUGGGCUGUCUGUGAGUGUUCUGCGAGACACAUUUACCACUGGAACCAGCAGUUAUAACGUCCUUCUUCAAAGCAAAGAAGAAAAGAAGCAACAGUCUCAAAAAGAAUCAUGUGUGGCACAAAACAAAAAACGUAAGAAAGGGAACAAACUCUCCAGUACCUUACGCAGCAAGGAGUACCAUAAAGCCCGUAUUUCCUCCCAGAACAACUCCUGGAUGUGUGCCAGAAAGAACGUGUCAGGUUUUAACUCCAAAGCUAGGGCAACCAGCGCUAAAUUUCCACAAAGCAUCUCUGUAGCCGGAAACAGUAUAGGAUUCUCACUUAGGCCUAAAAUCAAGUCCAGGAGAAAACAUUACUUUUCCAGCCUGACAACCGGAAAGGAGCCUAAGGUCUCAAAGACAAAGGAAGACGUCUCUGGGAAGAAAUUUUGUAUUUUAAAUGCAAUAAAGCCCUUAAAUGUUGAAAAAGAGAAAAUUAAAUUUUUUAAGGCUGCGUUUACAUACAAUCCUCAGUUUGAAUAUGCCAAUCCUGCACUGCCAAAUGUCUUAGCAAAGCACAGCCACGCCUCUGACAGGUUCCUGAAACAGGCUGUUAACAUCAUGCUGAAGGCGCUGGAGAAAUAUGGCAGUUAUGAGAAAUUUGAGCAAGCUACCGGAGGAUGCCUUCUUCCAAAGAGUCGAAUAUGGCAUCAAGUUAGAAAAUACAUGGAAAAAGAAGGAUGCCUGGGCGAGAUUGUUGUUCACCUUACAGAUGAUUUGCUUUCUCGGGCUUCUAUGACAGUUGUGAAUGGUCGACCAACGCUGACAAUCAACAUAUCCACUGCCAGAGAACAGUGGCUUGAGGGGAUGCUUAAACAUGAAAUAGGAACUCAUUAUAUUCGUGGAAUGAAUAAUAACCAACAACCUUGGAAUAACAGCGCUGGACGAAAAAAAUAUGGACUUAAGCCAGUAAAUCCGACAGAGGAAGGUCUUGCGAGCAUUCACAGUGUCUUAUUUCGCAAAGACCCCUUUUUGUGGAGAGCUGCACUCCUAUACUACACUGUUUACCAAGCCAGCCACAUGUCCUUCAGUGAACUAUUCCAAGAUGUGGGCCGCUUUGUUAAGGACCCAAACACAAGAUGGGAUUACUGUGUUCGAGCAAAGAGGGGAUAUACUGACACAUCUCAGCCAGGUUGUUUCAAUAAAGACCAAGUAUACCUUGAUGGGAUUUUACGAAUUCUACGGCAUAGAGAUACCAUAGAUUUCCGCCUUCUCACAGCUAUGGGAAAGGUUUCCUAUGAAGAUAUAGAGCGUUUGAAAGACCUUGCUGUUCUCCAAAAUGCCAGAGUUCCUCAGUUCCUCCAAGACAGAGGACGGUACAUGGAAUAUCUGGAGAAAAUCAUGCAUGUGAAUGACAUAACAGAUGAAGAUUUAAGAAUGCUGAUUUAGAGUCCACCACAAAGCAGGAGGAAGCAGGACACUAGUGCAAUAAGGUUCCUAUUUCAAUAAAUGCACAAUGAAAAUGCUGAGCUCGACAAUUUCUUUUGUUUUUUGUAAUCUUUGUAUUAAAGGUUUUAUUCGGAAUCUACUUAAAAAUACAUUUUAAAGCAUUGUUAAAUAUUAUUGGAAAAAUAAAA
Hyla sarda is the source of this 2219-nucleotide messenger RNA. RefSeq names its product microtubule associated tyrosine carboxypeptidase 2 (gene MATCAP2). The transcript is spliced from 8 exons. The record is from RefSeq and is a predicted model, not a curated record. NCBI's taxonomy places the organism in Eukaryota, Metazoa, Chordata, Amphibia, Anura, Hylidae. Bases 412 to 2031 code for a protein of 539 amino acids.